AUGAAACGUUUUAUUGAGGGAAGGGAAACGGUGAAAGAUGAUGAUAGAUCUGGGUGCCCGCUGAACGUUAGUACUGAGAUAAACGUGUCUGAGGUUGAACAGUAUGUGAUGAAAGAUCAAAAAGUUACGAUUAGGGAAAUAGCUGAUGGUCUUAGCAUGUCUUAUGGAACAGUUCAAGAGAUUUUAACGAGUAAGCUUAUAAUGCGGCGAGUUUGUGCUAGCUGGGUCCCUCGCCUCCUUCUGCCAGAGCAAAUGAGGCAUCCUUCCUCGCCAUCACCAUUGAAAGCACGCGUAACCAAGUCAGCAGGAAAAGUUAUGCUCAUUGUUUUCUGUGAGAUCAACGGGAUAAUUCUAAAUCACAUGGUACCACCCAAAACUUCAGUUACUGGGGACUACUAUGCACGGGCUAUCAAAUCAGAUUUAAUGACAGCAGUGAAGAAAAAGUGCCCAGAUCUGAUACGAUCUGGAUUCAUUCUGCACCAGGAUAACGCACCUAGCCAUUAA
Molecule: messenger RNA, 504 nt
Organism: Saccostrea cuccullata (small rock oyster)
Lineage: Eukaryota; Metazoa; Mollusca; Bivalvia; Ostreida; Ostreidae
Product: protein GVQW3-like
Exons: 2
Coding region: 1-504 (167 amino acids)
Molecular function (GO): nucleic acid binding
Source: RefSeq, a predicted model, not a curated record